Messenger RNA from Octopus sinensis (East Asian common octopus), 1229 nucleotides. RefSeq lists its product as uncharacterized. The record is from RefSeq and is a predicted model, not a curated record. The transcript is spliced from 8 exons. Lineage: Eukaryota; Metazoa; Mollusca; Cephalopoda; Octopoda; Octopodidae. The coding region runs from base 466 to 1137 and encodes 223 amino acids.
UAUAUAUAAUUUAUCUCAAAGGUUUGUAUAAUCUCCAAGUUGCCAUAACAAAACUUUAUCAUGCAAGCAACACUACAUUAGUCUGCCUGAAUGAAUAGCCAUUCAGUUCUGUCUUUUCUCUGUCAAUGCUAUUAACACUUGUCUCUGCUAUUUAAUUAAGUCAAGGUGUUGAUGGCAGGUUCUCCUUAGAACAGAUUCAUGGAGAGGUCCCAUAAAUCAAACAACUCCAUCCAGUCAGUAUCGAACAGCCAAUCUUAUGUGCAGGAUCUGACUCCAUACACGCUAACAGUAAAUAACUAUGUAAUUAUCCAUGUCCAGUAAAAACCAGGGUCAAUAGAAUAUUACCAGUCUAGCAGUGGUGUUGAUGCCAUCAACUUGUCCCUUCCUGUCAAAGUUGCUGGCUUUGUACUAAAGUUUUAAACCAUUAUUAUCAGCAGCAUCAGUCAUGUACUAAGGGAAUAGUCAAUGAUAAAACAGGUCAGAGACAGAAAGAAAUACAUCUCAAGCAAAAUGUCCCGUAUCUACCUACCAAAAAUUUCUAAAGUGAGUACUCCGGUGUUCCAUCGAUCUUGCACAAAUUAUUCAAAAAUUUUCGGGCCCUAUCCACCAAAAGAACUUACAAAAGUACCGAGUGACAAGAUCAAAAUACCCCCACGAAUAAAUCCUUUGAAACCUUUGACACCAAAGAAACGAAUUAAUAUGCACUGGGAAACUUAUGACCAGCAUUGGCAGAAUGAACACCGAAGUCUGCGUAUGAGACAGAAAGAGCACACUCGAUAUCAUAAUGCUUGGGAGAAACCAUUUUAUGGCCAGCCAGCUGAGAAAGAAGCUUACAGGAAACAUAUUCGAGAUGUCCUAAAAGCACAAAUGGCAGACCGAGAUCGAAUACAGCGGAAGGUUUUUCAAGAAAGAAAAUCAGAGAGUGACAGUGCCAUAGAAUAUGACCAGAAGUGUUGGCAGGAGGAUCUGGAGAAAUCUCGUGAGAAAAUCAGCUACCUUAUUCAGUUUCGGGACCAAAACAAACAGCUGAUGGAACAGAAAUGGAGAAGAGCACGGGACCAGCAAAAUUCUGAAAAGCAACACGAAAGAGACCUUUUGCGUUAUAACCCCAUUAACUGGAGUGGGACGCUUAGCUAAAAAAACAAAAAACAAACAAAAACAUUUUUUUUUACCAACCAGCAGCUCAUUAAUUUACACAUUUUAAUUAGCAGUUUAGUCCUUUAAUUAAU